AUGGCGGCCCCUAUGCACGAGUUUAAGAAACACAGCGCAAUUUGUUUACAAUUUAUCCAUUUAUCGCGACAUUUUCUGAACAACGCCAAAGUUUAUUUUCUUUUAGCUUUUCUACUCGCACUGACAGCCCGCUGUUCCGGAAAUGACGACUUUCAGAGAGACGAAUUUCUUAAGAGGGAGUACUCGCUGACCAAGCCGUACCAAGGUCUGGGCUCGUCGAGCUCGUCACACUGGGAUUUACUGGGCAACACCAUGAUCACCCCCGAGUACGUGCGCCUGACUCCAGACCUGCAGAGCAGACAGGGUGCCGUGUGGAGCCGCAUCCCGUUUUACAUUCGAGACUGGGAGCUCCAGGUGCACUUUAAGAUCCACGGCCAGGGCAAGAAGAACCUGAACGGCGAUGGACUGGCGCUGUGGCUGACCAGAGAACGCAUGCAAAUAGGCCCCGUGUUCGGGAACGUGAACCAUUUCACCGGCCUGGGGAUUUUUAUAGACACGUAUCCCAACCACGAAAACCAGCAUGAGAGAUUAUUUCCGUUUAUUUCGGCAAUGGUGGGAAACGGGACCGUGGCGUACGACCACGAUCAGGACGGAAGGAACGCAGAUCUGGGAGGCUGCCAGGCCGCCGUGCGUAACGUCGACUAUGACACGUUCGUCCUGGUCAGAUACGUAAAGAGCACACUAACGGUGAUGAUGGACGUAGAAGGAAAGCAGGAGUGGAAGGAGUGCUUGGAGAUCCCGGGUGUCCACCUUCCUCAAGGGUAUUACUUCGGAGCCUCAUCGCUUACUGGCGAUCUGUCAGAUAACCAUGACCUGAUCUCCCUCAAGCUGUUUGAGCUGACGGUGGAGAGAACUCUUGAGGAACUGGAGAACGAGCAGGAGGUCACGAUACCCAGCGUGGACUACCGAGAGAUUCCCGUGGAGGUGGUGGAUGAAGGCAUGAGCACGCUCACCCUCAUCUUCCUGUUCAUCUUCUCUGUGGUCGGCCUCGUGGUGUUCGUCGUGGCGUUUCUCUUCAUCUACGCGCGCUGGAAGGAGCGCAGCCGCAAGCGCUUCUAUUGAGGGAAACGGAGAGCGUUUUUGCGUUCCGAAGUUUCUUCUCACUGCUGCAUCUAACUGACGUUACCUCCGACACCGAAGAGCCAUACGAGAGAGAAAACGGCUUCGUCCUGAUCCUCUCAUUCAUCUACUAAAGUGUAUAAGAUAUUUGAAUGUUGCUGCGGAAAGAACAAAGUGCCAGAGUGCGUGCAAGUGUGUGUGUGUGUGUGUGUGCAAGUGCAAGUGCAAGACACAGAUUUGAUCCUGAACUGCAUAUACAUAUUACAGACCUAGAUAGACAGCAUUGCUUAUGAUGUAAUAUGAGUGUGUGUGUGUGUGUGUGUGUGUGUGUGCGCGCGCAAGCGAGUACGUGCGAGUGUGAGUGUGUUUGAGAUCUGUUCCCGAUUUGGACAUACAUAUUACAGACCAAGAUAGGUAGCUUUAUCUGCACUAGUGAAGCAUACACAUCAGAGAGAAGGUCUUUUUUUUUUUUCUCUCUCAUUUUGUUUUUGUUUUUCUACAUGAAAUUGUUUUUUAACAAGACAUUUUUGAUAAAAGAUGCAAAAAAUAAAUCACAGUCAUAAAUUUAGUUGUAAAAUAAUUAAUGAAUCCAGUUCACAUUUGUAGGAAAAAUCGGAUUCGAACACAAACUUGGCUAAUUCUUCUUCAAGAAGUGCUCGAGAAAAGUUUCUCGGAGCCUUACGCACGCGUUUCACACACGAAUGAGUUUUGUUAGAGGGAAACAUGACGCGCUUCGGUAUUUUUGCCCACUUCAUUUAUUUUAGAGAGUGGCUUGACGGUGCUGCGUAUAGAAUCGAAUCAGGUUUUGAGGUCUUUAACAAGGAUGUCUAUAAAUUUGCACACACACACACACACACACACACACACACACACACACACACACACACACAGCCUGACAUUAACAACAAGCUGAACUAUAAAGAAGUGUAUGCGUGGGUGCAUAUGCAUAUAUGUGAAAUACUCUUUAGGAAUUUUUUAUUUUUUUUUUAAAGGUCAUUAUACUUUGUACGAUUUUACACAAAAUACAUCAAACAAAGGUUUAAGCAGACAGAAAUCUCAUUGCUAUGUUAUGUUCGAUGUGCUGGAUGGAAAGAAUAGUGUUAAAUGAACAAAACUGUUCACUGAUUCGUAACAACUUCGACUUAUACAUGUUUAACUGGUGGUCAUGUUUCAGUAGCACAUACUAAACUUGCCCUUUCUGCCUUUCAAGCCGUAAAGAGUAGGCAAAAAAAACGGUUUAUUAUAAUAAAAUAAAAAAAAAAAUAAAAAAAAAAGAUCGAAAAGGAACACAAGUAGCAAUCUUUUGGGGUUUAUUAGGUUAAUUUUUUUUUUUUAGUCUGUGAAUAAUAAUGCACUGAAUUCUCCAGAGUCAUACUCGUUUAGUUUUUGUUUACACAAACUCUUUAAAAUCAACCAAUCACAGCUCAGUGAUUAAGUGGGAAAAUGCUGUUAAAAAUAAUAGCUUGAAACAAUUUUCUGCUCAAAAAUUUCUAUAAAUUUAAUAUAAAAACGCUUUUUUUUCCCUUGUUUUAAUUUUGGUGCUUUAUUUGAAUUUUUAUUUGAAUUACAUUUUAUUUCCUGUUAUUUUGGCUGGUUGUCAUGCUCACACACCGUAAUCUGAUUUUCCUUUCAAAUGCACUGUUAAAAUCAAUUACUCACUGAACGGAAAACCUGAGCACGCGGAAUUUAUUUUUCUCUUUGCUAAUUGGAAAUAAUAUUGGCUUGUACUAUACUUUUGUUUUGUUAUGAAGGGUGUUGUGUAGGAUUUGCUGGAUCAAAGGGGUCUUUAAUGGAAACGUCCAUAAUUUAAUUACAUAUUGAACUUUAUAUAGAAUAUUAAAUUCGUCAAACUUACCCACAUUAGCGCUCUAAUUCAAUGUCUUAUUUUGAAAUCACGGAAAUGCUGAAUGUCUGAGAAAUGUCAUUUGACCAAAAAACUGUAUUUGGGGUAAAUAACUGAUUAAAUAAAAAUUGUUCUUGGUGGCAAA
Messenger RNA from Pangasianodon hypophthalmus (striped catfish), 3047 nucleotides. It is a transcript of the gene lman2lb, whose product is annotated as lectin, mannose-binding 2-like b. Gene Ontology annotation, molecular function: D-mannose binding. Lineage: Eukaryota; Metazoa; Chordata; Actinopteri; Siluriformes; Pangasiidae. Gene Ontology annotation, biological process: Golgi organization; endoplasmic reticulum to Golgi vesicle-mediated transport; endoplasmic reticulum organization. The record is from RefSeq and is a predicted model, not a curated record. The transcript is spliced from 8 exons. The coding region runs from base 1 to 1062 and encodes 353 amino acids. Gene Ontology annotation, cellular component: endoplasmic reticulum membrane; endoplasmic reticulum-Golgi intermediate compartment; COPII-coated ER to Golgi transport vesicle.